Messenger RNA from Sycon ciliatum, 1951 nucleotides. Its product is annotated as BRISC complex subunit Abraxas 2-like. Bases 238 to 1236 code for a protein of 332 amino acids. The transcript has 10 exons. Gene Ontology annotation, cellular component: nucleus. The record is from RefSeq and is a predicted model, not a curated record. Lineage: Eukaryota; Metazoa; Porifera; Calcarea; Leucosolenida; Sycettidae. Gene Ontology annotation, molecular function: polyubiquitin modification-dependent protein binding.
GCAAGUGAGGCCGAUGUUGUUGUUACUAGUAUCUUUGGUUGUUUGAAUGUCUGCAAGAGACUGCUCGUUAUCAAUCACGACCUGAUAUCUGGAAUCUUUUUGCCAGUGAUCAAGUAUUGUGUUGUCUGACCAGAACUUCGCCUCUGCGAAGAGCUUACAGUUAUCCAUUGAAAACAAUCUGUCGAAACACGGAAUACCUCAUCGAGUGCUGCAUUUGGUGGUCCAGACGCAUCCAAGAUGGAGACCCAUGUUGCAGGUCCGGUUUUGGCGACGAUAAUGUAUGAGCUGGCGAAUUGCGCUAGCGAUACCGCCGGUGUGUUAUUGGGCCGCGUGGACAGCCGUGAGGUCUCCAGUGUCAGCGACACCAGCGACGUGACAACAACGGAAGUGACGCGAACAAUGAUAAUUGAAGAAGUUGCGACAUGCCAUGAUAUCUCCGGCCUAUGGUAUCGAGAUGGCAGCAUCAAUGAAGACGCUUUCGACGUAACGGUACCUCAAGAAGCACGUGACAGAAUUGUAGGAUGGUAUCGGUAUCGGCGGCACACAAGAGAAGUGCCCACGAUCAGAGAGACUUCGUUUCACCAAGCACUGGCAUUACGCUGCACUGCUGUGCCACCGUCGGAAUUUGUCUUCAAUCUGUGGUCAUGGAAGUUAGAUGACAACUCAGCGUUACACACUUAUCUGUACACGUUCUUUCGGAACAUUGGUGGCAUUGAGCGUUUUCAAUUUCCCGUGUCAAUCGUUAACCUGGGCUCGAUACGUAAACUGACGUAUAAGGAUACGCAGUCGAGUGCUGUGGCAUGUCACUCUGCCUCGGAGACUAUGCAGCGCCAUGUUGGUGAUCAUGCCGCAACUAGUCGUGAUGUCAUCGAAACCUCUUACCGUGCUCUCCUGGAUCAGCUCAAGGCAUCCGCGGUCAGCGUUGGCGAGUGCGGUCAUGACUUAGAUGCGCUAUCCAGGGAAGUGGAGUCUCUGCGCAUUCAAGUUGCGGAGGAAGAGAAGGGCCUUCACGAAGAGCGCCUGUUGAAGGUGGAAAGGCAGGCAGAGGAAGCCAGUGUCCUGGUUGGUACUCAAGCACCGCCCAAUCCAGCACUUUCCACGGAGAAGAACGGUACUAAUGGCAAUUCAGAAGUAGCUGGCAAGGAUUGUACAAGCAAUGCGGUCGAUGUCAAAGCUGAGGUGAAGGAGGGCGACGACGACGAGCAACAGGACGAGGAAGAGGGGAUGGAAGUAUAGGAGCGUGUGAAGCAAGAACACCCAAAAAGCCGGUCAGGGAGCAGUUCGUCUGAUUGAGUUCAUUGCCACAUCCCUGUACGUUUUCCUAUUCCAGCUGACCUAAGUGUGUGAAGCAGUGGAGGUAUUCCCUGUGCAGCAUGCAGUGGAAGUGCCACUGUGUGCUGCUGCUGCUCCAGUCAACACAUUACACUCAAAGCAAACAUGACAGACACUGCACCGUAUCAUUACGAGUAAGUGUUGAACCGAGUCGCACAGAGCAAAGCACCACACACCCGCGUGUGCUUUCCCGUGUGCUCCGUGAGUAAAUAUUGCCUGUACAUCCGUGACUGAUCAUCUUCUUCUUCUGUCAUGUGAAAAGUAUUAAUUAAUUGUGUUUGGCUUUCCCCUUCUCUUGAUGUUGUGCGCGCCUAAACUUCACUGCAUGCAACGUGGUAGGAUAUUUUGUUUUAUACUCAUCUUGUGUAGAUUUACAACAGGCUAUCACCGUUGAAUAUUUUGUCGUUUUAUCAUUUGAGCUGGUCUCGACAUUUCCCACUAGGACGUUUAUCGCUGAACUUUAGUACAUCAGUCUUUAUUCCGUUUCUUCCUCGAAUCCACUCCAAAGCUGUGUUUUCCAUCUCUUUUUGGCUACUGCACAUGUAUACCACAGUGAGUCCAGCGUAGUGCAUCUACACUGCACACUAUACCCCAGUAAGGUUGACCAGUUGACUGUGUA